CUCAGACUUGAUACUUGUUAUGAUAAGCAAAUAAUAGCCAUUAAAUCGAUUGGUUGGAAAAAACUGUGAGUGCCUCUUUUCUCAGAAGAGCUCUAGUAUGAACUACCAAGUCACAUGUCAUGUUGAUAAAGUCAAUUGCGAUUGGAAAUGUCAGUAUACAGAUUCAGUGCAGAUUUUUUUUUACAGGUUAAAAAUUUAAAAUAAAUAAAACAACCACGUGCAUCACAUUGUAAUAAUUAUUUAUAUAUGUAUAAAUAUUUAUCAACAGGUGAUGCUGUAAUAUACAAACUAAGACAAAUCAUUGAUUUCUAUAGAAAUUUAUAUUUAUAUCAUUUUUAGAAGAUAUUAUAUACAGAAACAAGAAAAAUGAAAAAUUUAAAAGUUCAUCAUCAUAAAGUUUAUGAUUUAAAGGAAAAUCUGGAAAAAAUAUUUCAAAAAUUUGAAAAUACAGUUCAACUUGAUAAAGUUUGCUGUUCAUGUUCCAGUGAUAGCUCAUUGAUUAUUGUUAUUUCAAAUAUUGUAUAUCAUUACAAUCUUAAAGAAGCGGAACAAUUAAAUAUUUUGUGUACAAUUGACAUUGAUCCGAAUUUUAAACCAGUUGGUAUAGCAUAUUUGUUGAGCGAUAACAUAGCUUACAUUGCCUAUGACUCUGGAGAUUUAAUAGAAGUACGGACUCAACUGCCGUCUCAUAGUGAGAUUAAUACUCAUUUCGAUGAUGGUUUAAAAUGUAUUCAAUUGAGUCCAGAUCAAAAAAUUCUAGUUUUGGUUACUGGUAAUAAUAGAGUUAUUACCAAAAUUUCUGAUUUAGAAGAAACAUUAUCAGAAAUCGAUUUAGAGUCUGAAGAUUUUGGAGAAAAACAAUUUGUUACUGUUGGAUGGGGCCAUAAAGCCACACAAUUCCAUGGCUCUGAAGGAAAAGCAGCAGCAACAGCAAAACAAGUAAUUGUUGGUAAAACUGAAAGAGACUCUGGAAAAUCAUAUAUUACAUGGAGAGGAGAUGGAGCACUUUUUGCAGUUAGCUUUUUUAAUAAAAAAUCUGAUAUAAGACAAUUUAAAGUAUUUAAUCGCGUUGGAGUACUUCAGUAUACAUCUGAGUUGACCCAUGGUCUUGAAGAAAUGAUUGCAUGGAGACCUUCAGGAAAUUAUAUAUCAGCACCCCAACAAUUAACUGAUAAGUAUGUAAUUUCACUCUUUGAAAAAAAUGGAUUAAAACAUCGAGAGUUUACUUUACCUUUUAAAGCCAUGGAUGUUGAAAUAAAAGAAUUAUUAUGGUCACCAGAUUCAGAAAUUUUAACAAUGUGGGUAAAAAAAGAUAAAAAAAGCCUUCUCCAAUUAUGGACUAUUAAAAAUUAUCAUUGGUAUUUGAAACAAACAAUCGAGUUUCCUCAAGACGAUUUGCUAUAUUUUACUUGGGCGUUUGCAAAUAAACAGUUAAUCUUGUUGACAAGGGAAAACAUGAUGAUUUACCAGUUUACAUGGGCUGUGAAUCAUAGCAGAUGUGUUGAAAUGAAUGAUAAAGCUGUUGUAGGAGUUAUAGAUGGUGAUAAAGUUCUUUUGACAGGAUUUAGAAUGGGCAUCGUGCCACCACCAAUGUCCCAUUAUUCCUUACAAAUUAAUUCUGCGAUUAAUGAAUGCUUCUUUGCACCAAGAAGUCAAAGUUGGCUCAAUCCCAAUUCUUUUUUUGCUUUAUUACAAAAUAACCAGUUGGCAUUAUGUGUUUAUGAAGAUGUAGAUUCAUUGACUUAUAAAUAUGUUAGAUCUUAUAAAAUUGAGUGGGAAGUUCCAGAAAUUCAGAACGAAAAUAUUUAUUAUUCAAUGCAUCAUUUCUUAUGGCUUAAAGAAGAUACUAUUUUAUGCUCAUUAUCAUCCCUAUCAAAAAAUUUUAACUAUUUGUGUAUUAUUCAUUUGGAGAAUAUAAAUCCUGAUAAAGAUGGAGGUCGCAUAGUAGUGAGGGAGGCAUUGAAGAUGAAUAAUUAUGUACAGCAUAUCGUGUCAUCUCCGGAUGUUAAUAUUGCUUACGUCUUAGUAGGCUCUCAUGUGUUAAAAUAUGUUGACGGCCAAGGAGUAACAGAGACCGGAAUAUUUAUUGGCGAUCCUUGUGAUCAAAUGGAAGUCGUAGAGAUGGAAAAUCGUCAUGUAAUCGUAACACUUACAAGUACAAACGGUCUUUACAUUAACAGCAAAAUUGUCGCACAAAAUAUUACUAGUCUCAGCGUUCACUCAGAUUUUCUUCUACUUACAACUCAUCAAGAUACUUUAGUUUGUGUCAUCCUAACUGCUGAUGGCUUUGAAAGACUUUCUAUGACAAAUUUAAACAUUCAACCAUGGACCAAUGAAUGUCAAGAACAACAUCCAAGGGGCUUAGACAUUAGACGUGUGGAAAGAUCAUCAAGCCUUAUAAUAUCUAUUCCUUACGAUUCUAAAGUCAUUUUACAAAUGGAUCGUGGGAAUCUUGAAGUUAUACAGCCUCGACCUUUAUCUUUACAUAUCCUCAAAAAUCAUCUCAAUGCUUUGAAUUAUUUCCAAGCUUUUGACAUUAUGAGGAAACAACGCAUCAAUUUAAAUCUUAUUUAUGAUCACAAUCCAAAACUUUUCAUGGAUAAUGCUGAAAAAUUCGUCGACUCCAUUAAAAAUUCUCAGUGGUUGAAUUUAUUUAUAGCAGAACUACAAGAGGAAGACGUCACCAAAACAAUUUACCAAGCUUCUUACAGUGAACAAGAACAUGAUGUUACUCCAAAAGAGGGUAAAGUUGAGUCAAUCUGUCGAUUAUUGAGAGAAAUAAUGGAAGAAAAAUCAGAUAGAAAUCUUAUACAACCUAUUCUGACAUCUCUAGUGAAAAAUAAACAUAUUCCUGGUAUUGAAACUGCUUUAUGGAAAAUUAAAGAAUAUAAAAUGAAAGAAGAAAUGUCAGAAGGUAAUCUAAAAUCUGCUGAUGAAGCUUUGAAAUAUCUUUUGUAUCUCGUAGAUGUAAAUAUGCUUUAUGACAUCGCUCUAGGAAUGUAUGACUUGGAUUUGACCAAGUAUGUUGCGGUGAAAUCUCAAAAAGAUCCAAAAGAAUAUGUACCUUAUUUAAACAGCCUAGCUGAAUUAGAAGAAAAUUACAGAAAAUAUAAAAUCGAUAAAGAUUUAAAACGAUACGAGUCUGCUUUAGAGCACAUUGUCAAGUGUCCAGAUAAAUUUGAUGAAUGUAUAGAAUUAAUUCGCAAUCAUAAUUUGUACUUCAAGGCAAUAAAAUUACUUCCCAAGGAUAAAGAAGAAUAUAAAGAAAUAGAAAAGAUGUAUGGACAAUAUUUAUCCGAAAAUAGACACUAUCGUGAAGCGGGAAUUAUGUUUGAAAGAAAUGGAGACCUGGAAAGUGCAUUAAAAAUGUAUAAAAUAAUUGGAAGUUGGCAAAGUGCCAUCAUAAUAUCGACAAAAAUGAAUUUGAAUCCAAAUGAAUUAAAUAAAUUUUAUGAAGACCUUGUCACUCAGUUGAAAGAAGAUAGAAGGUAUCGAGAUGCUGCUGAAUUAUGUUUAGCUUACCUUGGAAAUUCAGAAGAAGCUGUAUCACUUUUAUGUGAAGGUAGAGAGUGGCGAGAUGCUUUGAGAGUAACUCAUACAUCAAAACGAUUGGAUUUAAUUGAAACUCAUGUGAAACCUGGAAUUUAUCAACACGCAAUUGAUAUUGAUGAUAAAAUAAAUAAAAAUAAAGAAGAAUUCAUAAGAUUGAAAAAUAGAUUAAUUAUUGUACGAAAAGAAAAAGCUAGAAAAGAAGCUGAAGCUCUAACGAGAAAUUUUCAAAAUUUCGAAGAUGAAGAACCUGGACAAGAAUUUAGUGAUUUAUUAAGUGAUACUAGCAGUGUCGCAGGAUCGGUCACAUCUACCAGCUCAAAAAGUUCUAGAACUUCAGGCAGAAGCUACCGAUCAAGUAAAAAUAAAAGGAAACACGAAAGAAAAUUUUUAAGUAUCAAAGAAGGUAGUGCUUUUGAAGAUUUAGCCAUUAUUCAAGCAAUUCAUAACAUUGCCUCAAACUCCUAUGCUCAAAGAGAAGAAGUUUGUAAUAUUAAUCGAAUUUUAUUGAACUUUUAUUUUGACGAACUAGCAGAAAAACUUCAAAAUUCUUUGAUAGAAAUGAUAAACAUGAUUGAAAAGAAUAAACACGAUAUUUGGUUAAAAAAUCUCAGUAAAGUAGAUCCACCGAAUAAUGAAACGGAUGCUAAUAUGCCACAACACAUUUUGGAGCCCAAAUUUACCUAUCCACCAGACGUUAUAUCUUGUAAUUGGAUUUUAGAAAUAUUCCCACCACCACCAUCAUCCUUUUCAAAGUCACGAUCAAUAUGUAAAUAAUAAUGAAUAAUGAAACAUGGUUUUUAAUAACAAACAA
Messenger RNA from Chelonus insularis, 4363 nucleotides. RefSeq names its product elongator complex protein 1 (gene Elp1). Lineage: Eukaryota; Metazoa; Arthropoda; Insecta; Hymenoptera; Braconidae. Bases 367 to 4326 code for a protein of 1319 amino acids. The record is from RefSeq and is a predicted model, not a curated record. Gene Ontology annotation, biological process: tRNA wobble base 5-methoxycarbonylmethyl-2-thiouridinylation. Gene Ontology annotation, molecular function: tRNA binding. Gene Ontology annotation, cellular component: cytosol; elongator holoenzyme complex. The transcript is spliced from 6 exons.